GAAUUGCAAAUGCUAUAUUAUCGCAGUAUGUAUGGUACUAUUUAGCUAGACCCCGUCAAACCUCAGGCCUCAAGUCUCAGGCUUGAUUAUGAUGGUCCGUUUGCAUCUUCCUUCAAAUCAGAACCGAACAGGCUAUACGACAAGGUUGUUCGUGACAUAUUCUUGAUUAUCUAGCUCUGCCUCUGAUUCAACAUAAUUUCAUCCGGUUCCAGUACCAUGACUGCACUUGGGAUAUGCUGGAACUCUGAGACGCGUCAGAUAUUCAUAUAACGGGAACUUUUCAAAUCGCUCUUUCUUGCUCUCAUCGCGCGCUUGGCUCCUCAGUUGGCUCUGAUACGCCUCACUCUUUUACUAUCGAACAUGUUUCAACGUCUUCUUUUGCCUAUGAGGCAACAGCACUCGUUACAGGAAGCACCACAGUCUCGAGCAGACAUGCAUUUCUGCAGACUAUUUUCUGGAGACGAAUUGUCCGUUUCCCUCGCUCGACACGAACACUAUCUGUGCGGAAAACUACGCCUCAAACCGGGAAUGACGGUUCUGCAUAUAGGCAGUGGGACUGGUACAAUCGCAGUCGAGCUAGUGCGAUUUUCGAAUGUCAAAGUUGUCGGCGUAGAGACUGAUCGUGAAAAGAUUAUGUCUGCAAUCGCAAGAGCUGAGCAACUUCAUAUGUCCGACAGGUUGAGCUUCAUUAAAGUCGACAGCUAUUCCGAAUUGAGUUCCAUGUUACCUUCGGAGUCGUUCGAUAUCGUUUAUGCCGUUGAGUCUCUUCGGCACGCGCCCUCAUUUUCCGACGUCUACAGUGAGAUGUGCAGAAUGCUCAAACCAGGUGGCAAGUUGGGGAUAUACGAAUGGUGUUGGUCCGCAAUGUUUGACCCGAGCGACCCUGAGCAUGGCCGAUUUACGGAGGUUUUCGAAGCCACUAUAGGACUCCCUCAAAGAGAUCCUAAUGGCCGUUCCAUCGCUGCUGCUAUCACCGCCAUUGAAUUAUGUGGUAUGCAAGUGCUACUCCAUGAAGAUCUUGCGGAAAAGCAAAAUUAUAUUCCAUGGUAUUCCAUCUUAGAGAAGGCUCUAUCUGACCCCUUCCAGUCCUCUGACGAAGCCUUCGGUCAGCAAUUCUUCAGCCUAUCUCGUAGUGCUGCAUAUCUACUCAUCCAGUCUGCCAAGUCGAAGCUCUUCACCCCAAUGGCAUUAUUCGUAGCACAGAGACCGAUGGAGUAAUUCGAGUUUGGACAUGCUGUGUGUGACAACGAUCCAGCUGUAUGGGCUUGCUCAGGUUUCUCUCUUCCGCAUCUGCCAUGUCAUGACCCGCUAGUUGAUAGUUCUCGGCAAAUAUCUGUUUGCCUUAGCAGUCUGCAAGACCAGACGAUGCUGUCAUUCAACCAGACGCUCUGCCCGCUGAAUAUUGAUGGAUCGAAGCGCAGUCAUAUGGUAUCUCCCAUCUCCGCCUCGAGUGCCGUUCUUGGCCGGGAAUCGAGAUGAAGAUCCGGUACUAAGACCCUUGGUGCUGUGGUUGCGCUUCUAGACUAUGAAUUUCCAGGCACCCCCUGUACCUGCAUGGAUGCCCCGAGAUAUCUUAUUGACGUAAUAGAACAUAUUCAAACCACCUGCC
Molecule: messenger RNA, 1609 nt
Organism: Somion occarium
Lineage: Eukaryota; Fungi; Basidiomycota; Agaricomycetes; Polyporales; Cerrenaceae
Source: the annotation of a GenBank genome assembly